AGCACUGUUCUGAGCGCCCGGGGAGAUCCAGGGAAGGUGGACUGAAGGGGUGGCUUGCAAUCAUAAUUAAUAAUUAUGGUACCUGGGUCCCGAGCCAUGGCCACCGUCGCAGCGUUGAAGAGGGCAGCCGCCCGCUGGGCCCUGGUCCUGGCAGAGCCCUCAGCCCGGCCCCUCGGGCUCCCGGCCCCCCGGCCCGCCCGGGCCCGGGCCCUCCAGCUGUCCGCCGCGCCCGCGGCCGGGCACAACAAGUGGUCCAAGGUCCGGCACAUCAAGGGCCCGAAGGACGAGGCCAAAAGCCGCGUGUUCUCGAAGCUCGCGCUGAUGAUCAGAUACGCCGUCAAAGAAGGGGGGCCCAAACCCGAGUUCAACCCAAGCCUGGCCAACCUCCUGGAAAUAUGCCGGAGCAAGAACAUGCCCAAGUCGACGAUCGAGACCGCGCUGAAGAAUGUGAAGGACAAGGACACGUAUCUGCUGUACGAAGGCCGUGGCCCCGGCGGCUCCUCCCUGCUCAUAGAGGCCCUUUCCAGCAACAGCCAGAAGUGCCAUGCCCACCUCAAGCACAUCCUCAGCAAGAACGGGGGGUUGAUGGCGGACGGGGCGCGCCACGCCUUCGACAAGAAGGGGGUGAUCGUGGUGGGGCUGGAGGACCGGGAGAAGAGGACCGUGAACCUGGAACGGGCCCUGGAGCUGGCCAUCGAGGCGGGCGCCGAGGACGUGAGGGAGGCCGAGGACGACGAGGGCCACGGCCACUUCCAGUUCAUCUGCGCCGUGCCCGCGCUGCACCAAGUGAGGCGGCGACUGGCCAGCCUGGGCCUCCGCCCCGUGACCUGCUCCCUGGAGUUCAUCCCGCACACGGUGGUGCGGCUGGGCGGCCAAGACCUGGAGGCGGCGGCCCGGCUCGUCGAGGCCCUCGGCGCCCACGAGGACGUCAUCCGGGUCUUCGACAACAUCGAGUAGCGGCCCGGGCCCGGACCUCAGAGCCCGAGGCCCCCGGGCCACCGAGGCAGCCUCGCGGGCCUCUCCUACGGCCGGACGGGGCGAGGGAGGGCUAAUCAAUCAAUCAAUCGUAUUUAUUGAGCGCUUACUAUGUGCAGGGCACUGUACGGAGCGCUUGGGAAGUACAAAUCGGCAACACACAAUGCCCCCACGGCCGAGAAGCAGCACCAGAAACAGCCGCGUCGGCGCGAGACCCCCCGAGGCCCAGCCGGGGGGCUUGGGAGGGCUGGCCUGGCGGUGGGGGGGAACCCCCGACCCCUUCUCCCUCCCUCAUUCCCGAGGAGGAAGUGGGCCCUAUGAUUGAUUCCACCUUCCCUCCUUCCCUUCCCCACAGCACCUCUAUAUAUGUAUAUAUGUUUGUACA
This is a messenger RNA of Tachyglossus aculeatus (Australian echidna), 1360 nucleotides long. Its product is annotated as translational activator of cytochrome c oxidase 1. Gene Ontology annotation, cellular component: mitochondrion. The transcript has 6 exons. Lineage: Eukaryota; Metazoa; Chordata; Mammalia; Monotremata; Tachyglossidae. The record is from RefSeq and is a predicted model, not a curated record. The coding region runs from base 76 to 957 and encodes 293 amino acids.